AUGGUUCAGAAACCUACCAAAUUCACAGAUAAGGAGGUGAAUAUUGAAUUUGAAGCACAUUCCAUAUCUGACAAUGACUACAAUGGGAUAAAGAAAUUACUACAACAGUUGUUUCUAAAAGCUCCUGUUAACACUGCUGAAUUAACGGAUAUAUUAAUACAACAGAAUCAUGUUGGAAGUAUUAUUAAGCAAGCAGAAGUCCAAGAAGACAGUAGUGAUGAUGAUGAAGAUGAUGAUGAAGUCUUUGGUUUUAUAAGCUGCUUAAACUUGACAGAAAGGAAGGGUACACAGUGUGCUGAACAAAUCAAAGAGCUGAUUCUAAGCAAGUGUGAGAAGAGCUGUGAACAGCAUGUAGUUGAACAACUGGACAAGCUCCUCAAUGACAGUACUAAGCCUGUGGGUCUUCUCCUCAGUGAAAGAUUCAUUAACGUGCCACCACAGAUUGCUCUGCCCAUGCACCAGCAGCUUCAGAAAGAGUUGACUGAAGCACAGAGAACAAACAAACCUUGUGGAAAGUGCCACUACUAUCUUCUUAUCAGCAAGACCUUUACAGAAGCCACAAAGAGCAAUUCAAAGAGGAAGGGAAAGGGAAAUCAGCAGAAGGAGGAAUUAAUGUUUGCAAAUGCAGAGGAAGAAUUCUUUUAUGAGGAAGCCCUUCUGAAGUUCAGCUACUCUGUCCAAGAGGAGAGUGACACCUGUUUGGGCGGGAGAUGGUCCUUUGAUGAUGUCCCAAUGAAACCCUGGAGGACUGUUAUGAUAGUUGCAGCUGAUGGAAUGAAUGUCAUUAUGGAUAAACUCAAAGACUAUCUCUCACUCUGA
Chaetura pelagica (chimney swift) is the source of this 819-nucleotide messenger RNA. RefSeq names its product BRCA2 and CDKN1A interacting protein (gene BCCIP). The record is from RefSeq and is a predicted model, not a curated record. The transcript has 7 exons. The coding region runs from base 1 to 819 and encodes 272 amino acids. Gene Ontology annotation, cellular component: nucleus. Lineage: Eukaryota; Metazoa; Chordata; Aves; Apodiformes; Apodidae.